CGAAAGCCGCCUUGCGACGCGGUAAAAUGGCAACGGUGAAGUGAACGGACAGACGUCGAGCAAAUUAAUUAGACUUUUCCGUGCAUUUUUCAGACCUAUUUACACGCUUAAAAGCGAAUUGUGCUUUAGAAAUCUUAAAAGGAGACGCUCGCGAAAAAAUUAUCACUUCACGAAUCAAAAUAAGUCGGGGGAGGACAUUUUCAUUGGCGCAGUCAACUAGCCCCGUGGCGGCGAGCAAAAAUGGCCAACUCAGACUCAGCGGCCGAUUAUAAAUGCAAAUUAUGUUUCUUGGAAUUCGAUUCGAUCAAAUCCGUACUCAGGCAUGAACUCACGCAUAUGGUUGGCGGCAGCAAGAACGCGGAUGAGGUGAAGACCGGCACGAAACGGCGCAAAAACGGAGGAAAACCCAAAUUCCGAAAGAGACACCGCAAAGGACCGAAAACACUCCUCGCUUCUGUGGACCCAUCUAUGGCUGAACUGGAGGAUGACGUGCGCGACGGGCUGUUGAAUUGUCCUCCAGGUUCGGAGUUUCGCGUCCUCAGUCGCCUGUUCCUGCCGGAUCCAAAUUUCGUCCGGCAAGUAUCCAAUCGAAUCGUCAACGAUCUGCAGGGUGUGCUGGAAUCUGACGAUGAGUCCGGGAUCUGGGACAUCCAAGGUUUCGGGUCGACCAUUACAGGAUUGGCUUUCAAAGACAGCGACAUUGACUUUUACAUCAGCCCCGAGUAUCGCUUCAAGAGCUUCAGCAAACAAUUCAAAAGGGUGAAUGACCUUCUCCAUCGCAGCAAACUAUUCACCAACAUUCUGCCCAUCCGGGGCGCCAGAGUUCCGAUUAUUAAGUGUCGCCACGUGCAGAGUGGAGUCAACUUGGACAUCAACAUGUCCUCGUCUUUCGGAGUCUACAACACGCAGUUCAUCCUAAAACUCUUCAAGUUCGACCGGAGGAUCCACCCACUCAUGGUGGUCUUGAAGAUCUGGGCAAAGAGCUGGGGCAUCACGAAGACCACUCGCAUGACCAACUAUUGCCUGUUCCUCUUGGUAGUCUUCUAUCUGCAGAAUUGCCCGAAUCCAAUUUUGCCCCCUAUGAAGCGGUUCAGCUCGGGAGUGGCCCCGCAGAUUUCGGAGGGUGUGAACUUCGCAUUCAACGAGAGACUGCCCAAUCACACAAAGAACGGAGCAAACAUCCUCACCCUCGUCAAAGGCUUCUUCAAAUUCUACGCAGAGUUCAAUUUCGCGGAGAAUAUCAUCUGCACUUACCUUGGAAAGUCGUUGAACCGUUUCGGAUUUUUAGGAGGAUCAGCUGUUUUUCCAGAGUACAGGACGCAAAUACAGUUCAUGCGCCAAAGGAAUGAAGAGCUGAAGGCGCAGGGCGGAGCUGACUGGGCCCGCGACAUUCGCACAGCCGACAUCAAUUGCUCGGGUUUGAUGGUCGUCCAGGAUAUGUUCUGCUUCAACAGCAACACGGCAAGGUCAGUAGGUCCGCAGGUGUUCGAACUAUUCAAACGACAGAUUGUACACGGCCACAAAGUUUGCCGGGACUCCCCCAACAAUUUGUCACAUUUACUCCUGCGACUAUUCUUCGAGGCGGCUCCCGAGAUAGAGACGCCUUUGGCACCAACCAUUGCCCCAGGCGCGGUCACUAUUUCUCCCAAUAACCCGCCAGCUGCCAGCAACACGCCAGCUCCGCCGUCAAAAUCCAAGCAAACCGCCCUGCUAACAUGUCGGCUAACUCCCGUAGAGACUGAAUUGUUCUUCGUCCGCUUAUACCUCCGCAAAAUAAACCCAGACAAAGUUUACGAGAAGAGAGACAUCGACAGGACAUGGUGCGACAAGGUCGUGUUUUCCAUUGAGAAAGUCCUCACCGACCUGUAUGCAAUGAACUUGAAACAAACAGGGAACCGACGCCAGAACGGCCGGUUCCGGAUAAAUGCUGAGCUGGAGGCGUUCGCUGAUACGUGGCAACAACGGAAAUGUGACCCGAAAAAGGGCUACGCUGUGUUCCUCCAAGAACAGGCAAGCUUUGCAGAGAUGACCUUACAGCAACGUAAAUGCAUGGAACCCCUUGUCCGUGGGAUGGUCACGGUCGGCACAGACACAUCUAACUUCUCGGGGGUGACUAUAACCAUGCAACCAGUCGCGACACCGCAGAAAAACCAUCUGCCGUUGUUUUUCAAGGACUUCACAUCACGAGUGCGGGUUUUCCUGAAGGCGUAUUUGGAAAAAUUCGCCGCCGAGGCCACCGAGACCACCGAGCCAGUUAAGGAAUGAAAUGGAUUGUGUUUGACUAAGUUUGUACUCGUAUGUUUUCAUGUAUUUGAAUGUGAUUUUAUGUUAUGACAUUAUUUUAACUUUUUCUUGUGGAAAAAUAACCGCACAACGGGUAACGAAAAAGUUCGUUGCGACCCAUUUUGAACUGAAAUAUUCAUUUGAGAAAAUAUCGCUUCGGGAAUAAAGAAAUCGCGAUAUAA
Hermetia illucens (black soldier fly) is the source of this 2465-nucleotide messenger RNA. RefSeq lists its product as uncharacterized. Lineage: Eukaryota; Metazoa; Arthropoda; Insecta; Diptera; Stratiomyidae. The record is from RefSeq and is a predicted model, not a curated record. The transcript is spliced from 3 exons. Bases 241 to 2265 code for a protein of 674 amino acids. Gene Ontology annotation, molecular function: RNA uridylyltransferase activity.